This is a messenger RNA of Sinocyclocheilus rhinocerous, 650 nucleotides long. RefSeq names its product heterogeneous nuclear ribonucleoprotein U-like protein 1. The record is from RefSeq and is a predicted model, not a curated record. NCBI's taxonomy places the organism in Eukaryota, Metazoa, Chordata, Actinopteri, Cypriniformes, Cyprinidae. Gene Ontology annotation, molecular function: protein binding; RNA binding. Gene Ontology annotation, cellular component: nucleus. The coding region runs from base 138 to 629 and encodes 163 amino acids. Gene Ontology annotation, biological process: alternative mRNA splicing, via spliceosome. The transcript has 4 exons.
UAGAUAACUGUGACCUGCACUUCAAGGUGGCUCGUGACAGAUACAGCGGAUACCCUCUGACCAUUGAGGGUUUUGCCUUGCUGUGGGCAGGUGCUCGAGCCACUUAUGGUGUUACCAAAGGACGUGUGUGCUUUGAAAUGAAGAUAAAUGAGGAAAUUUCAGUAAAGCACCUUCCUACCACUGAGCCUGACCCUCAUGUGGUGAGAAUCGGAUGGUCCCUGGAUUCUUGCAACACUCAACUUGGUGAAGAACCCUUCUCUUUCGGCUAUGGAGGAACUGGCAAGAAAUCUUCCAACUGUAAAUUUGAGGACUAUGGGGAAAAAUUCAGUGAAAAUGAUAUCAUCGGCUGCUAUAUUGACUUUGAGAGCAGUGAGGAAGUAGAAAUGGCGUUCUCCAAGAAUGGCAAGUGUUUGGGCCCAUGUUUCCGUGUCUCUCGAGAGGAACUGGCCGGGCGUGCUCUUUUCCCACACGUGUUGGUGAAGAACUGUGCUGUGGAAUUCAACUUUGGACAGAGAGAGGAGGCCUUUUUCCCUCAGCCGGAGGGCUUCACCUUCAUUCAUGAUAUUCACCUAGAGGACAGAGUCAGAGGGACACUGGGACCAGCCACUAAAGCUGAAUGCGAGGUUUGAUGUGGAAAUUAACUUUUAAGA